AGUUCCUUAGACAUGUCAAAACAUGAGAGUACUUCCACUGAGCUUCUCCAUGCUCAAGCUCAAAUCUGGAACCAUAUUUUCAACUUUAUAAGUUCUUCGGCAGUAAGAUGUGCACUUCAACUAGGUAUUCCUGAUGCCCUUUACAAACAUGGUAAGCCCAUGUCCCUUGAUGAACUCUCUGCUGGACUCUCUGUCGUCAAUUCUUCAAAGGUUUCUUUCUUGGCGAUCUUAAUGCGCUUUCUAGUGCAAUCCGGUUUCCUAAAUCAACAUGAAGAUCAAUAUUUCCUUACUCCAGCUAGUCGCCUUCUUGCAAAAAAUGAGCCCUUCAAUGUUAGGUCAGUCUUGCUGCUCAACCAUGGUCCAGCCUUUUCAAAAGCAUGGUCGGAGUUAAGUGCUUGGUUCCAAAAUGAUUCUCCCACUGCUUUUCAUAAUGCUCAUGGAAAAAUUUUCUGGGAUUAUAUUGAGGAAGAAGAACCUAGAGUACUAGGUGAUAUUUUCAACGAUGCAUUGUCUAGUGACUCGAGGUUCAAUACUAGUUUGCUUAUUACAGAGUGUAAACACGUGUUUGAAGGGUUGACCUCUUUGGUGGAUGUUGGUGGUGGCACCGGUACUGUGUCUAUCGCCAUAGCCAAAGCUUUUCCUUACCUAAAGUGCGCUGUACUUGAACUCCCUCAUGUUAUCGGCCACUGCAAAGGAAGUGGGAAUUUGGAUUUUGUUGGAGGAGAUAUGUUCGAUAAGAUUCCCCAUGCUAAUGCCAUCUUACUUAAGGCUAUUCUGCACGACUGGAAGGGCAAAGAUUGUGUGAAGAUACUGAAGAAAUGCAAAGAGUCAAUUCCAAGUAGAGAGAAAGGAGGGAAAGUGAUAAUCAUAGACACUGAGCAAUGAGUUUGUUCGAGCACAACAUAAUAUGGAUAUGCUAAUGAUGGUUCUUUAUGCUACCAAAGAAAGAACUGAAAAGGAGUGGGAGAAGCUUUUCAUUGAAGCUGGAUUUACUGAAUACUAAAUAACUCCCGCUCUAGGUUUAAGGUCUCUCAUUGAAAUUUACCCAUAAAGCUUGAAAAAACAGUCUUAGUACAAGGAAAUGCAUGUAAAUUUAGAGUGCUUGCAAUUGCAUCUUUCUUUAGUACUUUUAAUUUGUAGUGGUCCGAGGUUCACCACCGCUCCGUUUGAAUGAUGUGUUCUCAUUGUGUGGUGGAGUAU
Molecule: messenger RNA, 1200 nt
Organism: Capsicum annuum
Lineage: Eukaryota; Viridiplantae; Streptophyta; Magnoliopsida; Solanales; Solanaceae
Product: trans-resveratrol di-O-methyltransferase
Exons: 2
Coding region: 13-885 (290 amino acids)
Biological process (GO): methylation
Molecular function (GO): protein dimerization activity; S-adenosylmethionine-dependent methyltransferase activity; O-methyltransferase activity
Source: RefSeq, a predicted model, not a curated record